AUGAGCUUCGCCGCCCGUCAACUUCAGGAGAAGUGUCAGGAUAUGCGGACCCACCUGUACUCUACCUUCGUGGACAUGACGAAAGCCUUCGACACGGUGAAUCGUGAAGGACUGUGGGAGAUUAUAGAGAAAUUCGGCUGCGCGGAGCGAUUCAUUCAGAUGGUGCGUCAGCUGCACGACGGUAUGAUGGCGCGAGUCACGGACAACGGUGCAGUCUCAGAGGCAUUCGCAGUGACUAACGGAGUGAAGCAGGGAUGCGUGCUGGCGCCCACCCUUUUCAGUCUUAUGUUCUCCGCCAUGCUGAUGGACGCCUACCGCGACGAACGUCCCGGGAUCCGCAUCGCCUAUAGGACGGACGGCCACCUGCUGAAGUAACGGCGAAUGCACUUCCAGUCGCGCGUAUCCACAACCACCGUCCACGAACUUCUCUUCGCCGACGACUGCGCCCUGAACACCACCUCGAAAGAGGACAUGCAACGCAGCAUGGACCUCUUCUCUGCCGACUGCGAGAACUUCGGUCUGGCCAUCAACACGGAGAAGACGGUGGUCAUGCGUCAACCGCCACCCAACACAGCCCCUCCCCCAACGCGCCUCCGCAAAUCAGUGUAAACGGAACCCAACUGCAAGUGGUGGAGACCUUCCCAUACCUGGGCAGCACCCUCUCCCUUAACAGCGAAAUCGAUGACGAAGUCGCUCGCAGGAUCUCGAAAGCCAGUCAAGCCUUCGGCCGCCUUCAAAGCACAGUCCGGAAUCGUCACGGUCUCCAACUGAGCACGAAGCUGAAGAGGUGCAAGGAAGUCAUCCUGCCGACGCUGCUGUACGGAGCGGAGACUUGGACGGUGUACACAAAGCAGGCACGUCGACUGAAUCACUUCCACCUCAGUCGUCUCAGUCGCAUCCUGAGGCUGAACUGGCAGGACCGCAUCCCCGACACCGAUGUGCUGGAACGGACGGGAAUCCUGAGCAUCUACUCCAUGUUGAGACAAAUGCAGCUGCGCUGGAGCGGCCAUCUGGUGCGUAUGGACGACGAGCGACUACCCAAACGACUCUUCUACGGAGACGUCGCGACGGGUUCUCGCUGCCAAGGAGGCCGAAUUUGUCGACACAAGGAUACUCUGAAGUCCUCCCUGAAGCAUCUGCAAAUUAACCCGACCAACUGGGAAGAGCUUGCCCUCGACCCACCGACCUGGAGGAGGACAGUGAAGACAGGCGCUGCGAUCUAUGAGGCCAACCGAAUCGCCGCUGCCAAAGUGAAACGCUAA
Spirometra erinaceieuropaei is the source of this 1262-nucleotide messenger RNA. NCBI's taxonomy places the organism in Eukaryota, Metazoa, Platyhelminthes, Cestoda, Diphyllobothriidea, Diphyllobothriidae. The record is from the annotation of a GenBank genome assembly.